AUGGAACAAACUGGUGUACCUUCUGCCUCAUUCUCAACCAUCACAGCUCCAAUCUUCGAUGGAGACAACUACCAGGCAUGGGCAGUGAAGAUGCAAGCUUUCAUGGAGGGUGCAGACCUAUGGGAAGCUGUGGAAGAGGACUACGAGGUUGCUGAUCUACCCAACAACCCAACUAUCAAUCAAAUCAGGUACCAUAAAGAGAAGGUAACCCGAAAAGCAAAGGCAAAAUCUUGCUUAUUUUCUGCUGUCUCCUCGACCAUAUUUACUAGAAUCAUGAAAAAAGAUUCAGCACAUGAUAUAUGGAAUUAUAUAAAGGAAGAAUAUGAAGGGGAUGAGAGAGUGAAAGGAAUGAAGGUGCUGAACUUGUUAAGGGAGUUUGAAAGGCAGCAGAUGAAGGAGAAUGAGUCUGUGAAAGAGUUUGUUGAUAGGCUAGUUGAUAUAGCCAAUAAGAUAAGGGUGCUAGGGACGGAUGUAGAUGAUAAAAAGCUGGUUCAGAAGGUUUUGGUUGCAGUGCUUGAAAGAGUUGAAGCAACCAUUGCUUCCCUUGAGAACACUAAGGACAUUUCAGACAUCAAACUUGCUGAAGUCCUAAGUGCUCUAUAG
Messenger RNA from Syzygium oleosum, 603 nucleotides. RefSeq lists its product as uncharacterized. The record is from RefSeq and is a predicted model, not a curated record. Lineage: Eukaryota; Viridiplantae; Streptophyta; Magnoliopsida; Myrtales; Myrtaceae. Bases 1 to 603 code for a protein of 200 amino acids. The transcript has a single exon.